Bursaphelenchus okinawaensis is the source of this 3843-nucleotide messenger RNA. The record is from the annotation of a GenBank genome assembly. Lineage: Eukaryota; Metazoa; Nematoda; Chromadorea; Rhabditida; Aphelenchoididae.
AUGUCCAAUUCGCUGUACAAAAGCCCGUCGAUGGCGAACGCCGCCCUGUACAAAUCCCCAUCGAUGAGCGCGUUCGGUGGCGCUCCAGGCGGCCCCUUCGGUUCCAUGUCCGUCGCUGAUCUGGGCAGUCUGACCCGGCUUGAGGUAACCAAAGUUUUGUGUUGUUUGAUAUCUCUUCACCCACCUACGUUCAUUGUGUUAAAACAAACAUUGCUUUAGGACAAGAUCCGUCUUCUCCAAGAAGACUUGGAAUCCGAACGUGAAUUAAGAAACCGCAUCGAGCGUGAGCGAGCUGACCUCUCUGUCCAACUCAUCGCCUUGACUGACCGUUUGGAGGAUGCCGAAGGCACCACCGAUUCCCAAGUGAGUUUUCCCAUAAUUGGGCAAUGUGAUUAAAAUGAUCGAAGACAAGUAUAAGAUCAAAGUAACCAUAAGUUCAAUAUUACCUAAAUUACAAAUCUUUGUAUUAUUCAACUUGCACUACGAUAUUCACCUUUAAUCCUUGAAUCCAGAUCGAAUCCAACCGCAAAAGAGAAUCCGAGCUCCAAAAGCUCCGCAAACUUUUGGAAGAAUCGCAAUUGGAAAGCGAAGAUGCCAUGAACGUGUUGAGAAAGAAGCACCAAGAUGCUCUUCUCGACUACCAAGACCAGAUCGAGCAGCUUCAGAAAAAGAACUCCAAGUACGAAAUUCGUUCAUUUUCCUUUAUUUUUUUAUAUUUUUUACAUUUUUUCGGAAUUUUUCGUAAAAUAUUUAUUUUCUUGAAACUUUCGUUGCAGGAUCGACCGUGAACGUCAGCGUCUUCAACACGAAGUCAUUGAAUUGACCGCCACCAUCGACCAAGUCCAGAAGGACAAGGUAAACCUCAUUUUAAUGUUUUUGCUUUAAAAUCCCUUCAAGUUUCACUUCCUCCAUUAAGUUUUGGCAGAUAUUUGCCGCAUUUUUGGGUUUACGUUCGUUUUCUUUGGAAACCCUUUGGCUGCGACUUCGUAAACAGUUGUUUCCCCAAUAUUUAGCCGUCCGUUUCUGUGAAUAAGAAAUGGGAAGGGCAAUUGGACACAAGUGAUCUGGACGGGUGGGCGGCCGACCCGAUUGCCUUAGGGCCGAAACAUCUGUUGUGCCUUACCCAUCCACCUCCACACCUUCUUUUAUAAAUAUAAAGACAUUACUAUACCAGAAAAUUGGUAUCAAUAGUGUCAUCCUUUAUUUCAAAACACACAUAAUUAAAAACAUAUCAUAAUAUUAAUUAAACAUUACAUAAUAACACAUACUUAUAAAAAUUUUGUUUUAGCACGCCGCCGAGAAGGCCGCCGAACGCUUCGAAGCCCAAGCCAACGACUUGUUGAACAAGGUCGAAGACUUGAACAAGCACGUCAACGACUUGGCCCAACAACGCCAACGUCUCCAAAACGAGAACAACGAGUUGUUGAAGGAGGUCCACGACCAGAAGGUCCAACUCGACAACCUCCAACACGUCAAGUACCAACUUGCCCAGCAACUCGAGGAAGCCCGCCGUCGUCUCGAGGAUGCCGAGAGAGAACGCUCCCAGCUCCAAUCUCAACUCCACCAAGUCCAAUUGGAGCUCGACUCUGUCCGUACUGCCUUGGAUGAGGAGUCCGCUGCUCGUGCUGAGGCCGAGCACAAGCUCUCCUUGGCCAACACCGAGAUCUCUCAAUGGAAGAGCAAGUUCGACGCUGAAGUCGCUCUCCAUCACGAAGAGGUCGAGGACUUGCGCAAGAAGAUGCUUCAGAAGCAAGCCGAGUACGAAGAACAAAUCGAAGUUUUGGUACAGAAGAUCUCUCAACUCGAGAAGGUAGGCUGCAAUCAUCACGUUUUCUGUAUUUUCACUUUUUUAUUAAGAUUCACUUAUACAUUUACAGUACUUUAUUAUAAAAGUCUACUUGUGUUUUCUUUUUGUCAACUAUUUUUGACUACGAAGUGUCAUUGUUUUUCUUAUAGGCCAAGUCCAGACUUCAAUCUGAAGUUGAGGUCCUCAUCGUCGACCUCGAGAAGGCCCAGAACACCAUCGCCAUCUUGGAACGUGCCAAGGAACAACUGGAGAGAACCGUCAACGAACUCAAGCAGCGCAUCGACGAACUCACCGUCGAGUUGGAAGCUGCCCAACGUGAAGCUCGUGCUGCUUUGGCUGAGCUCCAGAAGAUGAAACACUUGUACGAGAAGGCCGUCGAGCAGAAGGAAGCUUUGGCCCGUGAAAACCGCAAGCUCCAAGGUAGGCUAAUUAUAUUGACGCAAAAAAGGUUAUUACCUUUCUUAAGUUACAAAUUAAUUAGAAUUUUUAUUAUUUUACUCGUACUACAACAGUAAUGCUAAAUUAUCCUUCCAGACGAUCUGCAUGAAGCCAAGGAAGCUUUGGCCGACGCCAACCGCAAACUCCAUGAACUUGACUUGGAGAAUGCCCGUCUUGCUGGAGAGAUCAGAGAACUCCAAACCGCCCUCAAGGAAUCCGACGCCGCUCGCCGUGACGCCGAAGCGCGUGCCCAACGUGCCUUGGCCGACCUCCAACAACUCCGCGUCGAAAUGGAACGCCGUCUCCAAGAGAAGGAGGAGGAGAUCGAGAACUUGCGCAAGAACAUGCAAUUCGAGAUCGACAGGUUGACCGCCGCCUUGGCCGACGCCGAAGCCCGCAUGAAGGCCGAGAUCUCUCGUCUGAAGAAGAAGUACCAGGCCGAGAUCGCCGAACUCGAAAUGGCCGUCGACAACCUCAACCGCGCCAACAUCGAAGCCCAGAAGACCAUCAAAAAGCAGAGCGAACAGCUCAAGGUCCUCCAAGCUUCAUUGGAAGACACCCAGAGACAACUCCAACAGACCCUCGACCAAGUAAGACAUAACAAUAUUAAAAUGCUUCUAAUUUAUUUUUUUAUUUUUAAAAUAGUCAUCAUUAAUUGUUACAGUAUGCUUUGGCUCAACGCAAGGUCUCUGCCUUGGCUGCCGAACUCGAGGAGUGCAAGUCCGCUUUGGAUAACGCCAUCCGUGCCCGCAAGCAAGCCGAAGUUGAAUUGGAAGAAGCCCACGGCCGCAUCAACGACCUCCAAUCCAUCAACAACAACCUCACCGCCAUCAAGAACAAGCUCGAGACCGAACUCUCCACCGCCCAGGCCGACCUCGACGAGGCCACCAAGGAAUUGCACGCCGCCGACGAACGUGCCAACCGUGCUUUGGCCGACGCUGCUCGUGCUGUAGAACAGCUCCACGAAGAACAAGAGCACUCCAUGAAGAUCGACGCUUUGAGGAAGUCGUUGGAAGAACAGGUCAAGCAACUCCAGGUCCAGAUCCAAGAAGCCGAAGCCGCCGCCCUUCUCGGAGGAAAGCGUGUCAUCGCCAAGUUGGAGACCCGUAUCCGCGACUUGGAGACCGCCUUGGACGAGGAGACCCGACGACACAAGGAGACCCAGAACGCCCUCAGAAAGAAGGACCGCAGAAUCAAGGAAGUCCAGAUGCAAGUCGACGAAGAGCACAAGAACUUCGUCAUGGCUCAAGACACCGCCGACAGACUUUUGGAGAAACUCAACAUCCAGAAGCGACAACUCGGAGAAGCCGUAAGUCAUUGUUUUGCUGUACAGCUUACAUUUGGCUUAUUAUUAUAUUGAGGUAGCUGAUUUGAUUUAGUGUUGAGUCGGUAGAAGUUGAACCUGUACCUUUUAGGAAUCCAUCACCAUGCAAAACCUACAACGUGUCCGCCGUUACCAACGCGAGUUGGAAGACGCCGAAGGCCGUGCCGAUCAAGCCGAAAGCUCAUUGCACCUCAUCCGCGCCAAGCACCGCAGCUCCGUCGUCACCGGCAAAGGAAGCUCGCCUAAAGUAUAUGUUUUGGAAGACGACGCUUAG